Molecule: messenger RNA, 5857 nt
Organism: Corythoichthys intestinalis (scribbled pipefish)
Lineage: Eukaryota; Metazoa; Chordata; Actinopteri; Syngnathiformes; Syngnathidae
Gene: mecp2
Product: methyl CpG binding protein 2
Exons: 6
Coding region: 214-2715 (833 amino acids)
Biological process (GO): negative regulation of transcription by RNA polymerase II
Cellular component (GO): heterochromatin; nucleus
Molecular function (GO): chromatin binding; double-stranded methylated DNA binding; methyl-CpG binding
Source: RefSeq, a predicted model, not a curated record
GGCUAAGUGACGGUGGUUGGAAAAGGAGCUGAAGGGGGCGGGGUGCAUCAGAGAUGUUUGAACGCUUUUUUUUUUUAAAUAUAAAAUUAUUUAUUUAAAUAAAAAUGGCUGCCGUGGAAAGCGAGGAGGAGAGAAUAGAAGAGGCACCAGAAGGCCAGGAGGAGAGAGAACGGCAUCACAGUAAGACUAAAAAGGCUCGCAAGGAAAGGCGCCAUGUUGAACAGGUGGCUGUUUCUCAAGAGCAAGUGCCCCAGCCAGUGGUGGAGCCACCUACCUCGGUGGGUGAAGCCAUCAGAGCCAGUGGCGGGUCCCUCACAAGGAGUGGCUGGUAUUGAAUCUGCUGGUUCUCCCAAGCAACGGCGCUCUAUCAUCCGAGAUCGGGGACCACUGUACGACGACCCUUCUUUGCCAGUCGGCUGGACACGGAAACUCAAGCAGAGAAAGUCCGGACGAUCCGCAGGGAAGUUUGAUGUCUACCUGAUCAACUCUGAAGGAAAAGCCUUCCGGUCCAAGGUGGAGCUCAUCGCUUAUUUCCAGAAGGUUGGUGACACUACAACCGACCCCAACGACUUUGACUUCACUGUAACUGGACGCGGCAGCCCCUCCCGUCGUGAGAAGAAACCUCCCAAGACACCAAAAGUUGUCAAACCAUCUGGUAGAGGCCGUGGAAGGCCCAAAGGCAGUGGGAAGAUUCGUAAGGCUACAGAGGGUGUGGCCAUGAAGCGUGUCAUUGAGAAAUCUCCUGGAAAACUGUUGGUUAAGAUGCCAUACGGCAAGGUGGAGUCAGCCACUGAGACCACAGCCACCACGUCAAAGGUGUCAACUCCUGCCCUGCCUUCAGUCAAGUCCCGUCCAGGUAGGAAGAGGAAAUCAGAACAGGAUUUCCCAGCCCCCUUGCAGACCACACCCAAAAAACGUGGCAGAAAGCCAGCCUCAGCUUCUGCAGCUACGACGGCUGCCACGGCAUCUUCCUUGACACCGUCAACCUCCGGUACAUCGGCAGCAGGCGGCUACACAACAGCCGCCAUCAUGGCCGCUGAGGCCAAACGGAAAGCCACUAAGGAGUCUUCCAGCAAACCUGUCGUACAAGAAACCGCGCUGCCAAUCAAAAAACGUAAAACGAGAGAGACCGUUGACGAGAGGGAGACUGUUCCGACUCCAGGAUCUAGCACAUCAGAUCCCGGAAGGAUGGCACCUUCUGAGGGGGAGGCCGGUCCGAAGGAACCAAUACAAACUUCCCAGGUUUCCCUUGCCUCUUUGGAGGGGAGCCAGUCUCAAUCCCAGAGGCAGCCUUCUGCUUCCCAAGAAAGUCACUCACACGGACAUAAGACACACAAAGGGAGGAAGCACAAGGAGAAGAGUAGAGAAGGAGGAAGUCAAGAGGAGGAAGUGAGUGAAGAAGUUGAUGAGAAGGGAGGAAGCGGAGUUAGGAGUAGCAGCAGUAGCAGUAACACGAGUCCUUCCAAAAGUCACAAAAGGAAGGAACGCUCGCCACACAAACACCAUCAUCAUCACCACCAUCACCAUCAUCGCCAUCAUCGUCGCCACCAACAGAGCUCCCUUUUGGUUCAUACUCAUUCAGCUUCUGGACCCUCAGGCCAGUCUCGACCUAAAACUGAGCUACACACUGAACCCCAGUCUGCUGCCCCAAAACUGCCCCCAAUGUCACACCUUUCGCCUCCCCCCUGUCCUGUUCAGAGCCCGCAGACCCCAUAUCCAGGUCAUAGCCAAUCCCCUUCUCAACUUCCAAUUACUCAGUCUUCUCCGAUCAGGCAUCCUCCUCAGCCACGCCCCACAAAAACACCACCCACAGUCCAGCAUACAACUCGAACUUCAGCUCAGGAUGCUCCACCUCCGACAGACCUCCAGGUCUUGCAGGUCCAGCCUCCCCAGACAAGGAAUCCUCGUCCUGAAGCCCAUUCCCCAGUUGCACAACCUCAAGUCCAAAUCAGACCCCCUUUUCAGACUCAACCACGUCCACAACUGCACACAAAAAGCAAAACCCACCAUGCAGAUGAACCGCAAAUACAGCCCAGAACCACAACCGAACCCCAUUUAUAUCACCAACCAAGGACCCCUGCCCAAACACAGUUCUUACACAGCGCCCACCCACAGAGUCUAUCUGUAACACAGCCCUCAACACAGAUAAGCCCCCCUUUGCAACACCAAUUUCAUAUUCUAAGCAGACCACAACUCAGACAGCCUCUCAUGCAGUCCAGGCCACCGCAGGCCCGAGCACCCCAACAUUUCCAGCAGAUUCAACCACAGCCGCCCAGGCCACAAUUGCAACCACUCCCACUCCAACAAAUAUCUCUCCAUAUGGCCAGUGUACCCAACCUGGUCUCAGUUCAACAGAGUGAGCAGCCUCAAGACCUGAGUACCACAUCCCUCAUCCGCAGUGUGGAAGGCAGACCCAGAACCGAAAUACGAGUGGAAGCAGAACUCAUUUCAGAAAGCAGAGAGACAAUUGGGGGUUCAAACAGCACUGCGAGUCCUCCCAGCUCAAUUCGGCCUGAUCCUCCCCAAAGAUCAGGGACAGAAGACGGUGUCGGUCUCGUAUCUGGGGCUGAAGGCCGACCUCGGCUACGGGCGGAUUCGGAGACAACGGGCGAGGGUAUGGAGCUUAGAGACAUGGUACCUCCAUCUGCUGUUCCCUGUCCGAGCCGAGAGGAAACAGUCGAAUCUCGGACUGCUGUUAGCGAAAGGGUAAGCUGAUCACUUAGCGCGAUGGAAAAGUAGACGGUUACGUUCUUGUGGACUUAGGUGGUACCAGUGAGGGCUUUUCCUCCAUCUUUGUGCACUGUUGUUCCAAGGAACAACCUUUUCUCUUCUUGUCAACGACCUGCGCGCCAAGCUAGCACUGACGAUGACGGCGAAGGAUGGAUGGUGUCAUUUUUUUAGGGAAAAAAAAGGAAUAUAUAGAUUUCAAGUGCUUGCGUGUGUGCGUGCAUGCGCGCGUGUUUGUGUGUAAGUGUGAGCGUGUGUGUACAUAAUCAAAAGGCAGCUGUUGUGUCCCGCUCGGUUGAGUGGGUGAGGAGGAAGCAGUUUGGAAAUGAAAACAAAAGGCUAAGUUCAUUGUCCCAAACAAAUGUUGCUUCCAGAAUAUAACCUGUUUAUUUUAUUUUGUAUUUUAAUAUUUUGUCUUAUCAAUACAGCUUUAAAGUUAAAUGUAAUUGACUGACGCUCCCUAGCACGUGACCGUGCUGCUGACUGACAAUCCCUUUUAGUUCAAUGGCUUCAGAAACUCCUAAAGUACAGUAUUUGAUUUCCAUCUGCCCUAAAUUAGUCGCCGAUAAUUCUUCUUUAGUCCAAGUGAUUUCAAGCACUUCACAUUACUGGAAUCUUCUGUUACAGUCAAAAUGACUGUCGUAUUUGACCUAGAGAUGAGUCGUUCUUCCAUCAUGGUUGUGUUUCCCAGAGGAAUUGUGUGUUCAGUCAAAGUGAAUCCACUUUGAGGUUAGCCGUUUCUACACCUUGGGUCUGGUCCCAUUGGGAAAGCACGGCCAUGUUUACUGUAAGACUUGUCUUUGUCUUGAAUGUUCUGGAACAGUCAUUGAAGAUUCAGAAGUAGAGGUCCAUCUUACUGUUUUGUAGUGCUGUACUAAACAGUUGUUGUGGGGAGGCAACAGCACCAAACUCCAUACACCACCAUUCGUACAGUGCUGUGAAAAACUAUUUGCUUCCGUGUCAAAUUCUUGUUUUAUUUGCUUUGUUCAACCACUUGAAUGUUUAAAAUCAUCAAACAAAUGGGAAUAUUAGACAACGGUAAAGUAAACAUAAAAAGCAGUUCUAAUUUUUAUAUUAAUGAAGGAAAAACUGUUCAGGUAACAACUCUCUGUGAAAACACUCCAGUACUCCCAGUAAAACAAGGUGAGAUCCAUUAUCCACAAAUGGAUAAAAUAUGCAACAAUGGUGAACAUUCCCAGGGGUGGCCUGCCUACAGGAAUUAACCUAACAAGAGCAUUUACUCAUCCACAAGGUUACUAAAUAAUCCAGGCCAACAUCAAAAGAACUGCAGGCAUUCAUUACUUCAGUUAAGUAAGGUCAAUGUUCAUGAUUCAACAAUAGAGACUAGGAAAAAUAUGGCAUCCAUGACAGACGUCUGAGUAAAAUAACACUGCUAAUCUAAAUAGAACAUACUCAUCUUUAGGUUCACAAAAAAUUAUAUCGACUGAUGAAAUGAGAUUGCAUGUCUUAAUUCAUCCAGUGUAAAUGUAACAGCAUUUUAAGAAAUAAUGAAGAUCAUACCAACAGUUAAACAUUGUAAUAGUCUGGUGAUGUUUUUUAAAUUCAGGCCCUGUGUGAAUUGCUAUUAUAGAUAGAAGCAAAAAUGUUGGAUGAAAGGAGAACGUUUCAUCCAUCACUUUGUGAACGCAAGCAGAAAUGCUAGACAACAAUCCAAAACACACCAGCAAGUCAACUUCUUAAUGGCCUGAUUUUUUUUUUUUUUUUUUUAGAUAAAAGUUUUAGAGCUAACUAAUUAAAGUCCGAACUUGAAUCUGAUUGAAAUAAUGCGGCUUGAAUGUUGCUCUCACAAGUAUGAUGGGUACUUUCUCAGAAUAGGCCAGUUAGCAACGAAUGUUUUUAGUUGAUAAAUAAAAUCAGUUUUAAAACUGAUUUUUAUGAUUACUUGGGUUAUCUUUGUCUGAAAUCUGUUGGAUGAUUUUAAACAUUAAAGUGGGGAAAUGGCAAAAAAAAAAUAGAAUUUGAGUAUGGAUCUGAUACUUUUCAGUGCCCUGUAAAUGGGAAUUCUACAACUUCACAAUUCUGGACCUGUUUGGAUGUUUGAAACAGGACAUCUACUGAUUCCUUAACAUGCAUACAUUGUACAAUUUGUUUGUAGGUGAGGGUGAAUAGCUAUACUUUAGCGGGCCUGUCAGACCAUUCAUUUGGUAAAAGUGACUGCAGUUUUGAUCACAUUCUAGUCCUUGUAUCUCAGGAUAUAUUGAAUGUGUUGAUUGAUCAGAGCACAGCACAUAGUACUCUUGGGGGUGCCAUUAUUUAACAUUUAGACAAAUUUAGAUGACUUUUAUUUUUGUUUAUCUGUUAAUUGGAAUGAUUGUGGAAAUCAAAUCUGAAGGUAUAUAUUUUUUAGGUCUGUCACUAUGAAUAAACUUGACUUUAGACAUGUGAGGAAGCCUAAAAGGUAAACAUUUGAGAGUUUAAUCAGUGGUCAGUCUCAAAUUUUCUCCCAAUUUGUUGUUAUGGGGUCUGGUGGUCCUUCAGGUGCAAUAAAUUGCAUCAUAAUCGCUCAUGAUCGAAGUCAAACAUCCAAACAUGUUCUUAACCUCCCAAUUAGAAAGGAGGCACUAAUGCGGUAUUUGUACAUUCCCAUCUUGGCGUGCAGAUCUCUUGACAGCUAGGAGGUUAGGAGGUUGGUAAAGUGUAUCUCACUGGAGAAUCUUGCUGGAUUGGGUGUCAUCUGACGAUGAUCCAAGCUCACCUCUGCUCUAGCGAUGUUUGGUUGCCUCAAACCUCUUAGCUGUCUUAUGUCAGAUGGAAUGGGACCACAGUAAGCAGUCACCAUAUUGCAUGUUCCAGAGUCUAGUGCCUAUAACCUCACGCAUCUUGCCGGAAGCCACCAUGUCAGCCAGCAGCCAUGUUGUUCCUAGACUUAGUAGUGAUAUGUGGUGACCUCAUAGCUGCUGAAUAAUUGUACUCUGCUUUCAACUCAAUACACUGUCACUGUAGACUCACUAGUUUUUACUGGGUUCUUAGUUGCUUUUUCUUAUUAAAAGCGUUUGUUGUCCCCCUACUGUGUCCUCUCAUCAAUAUUCACACACACAGCUACAGUCACACAGUCAUGUCAUGUAACAGCACAAAUUUUGCAAUUGAGCACCAUUUUUUUGUUAUUUUU